CGCGAACACACGACACUGGUCAAUUGCUUCGAUUGAUAAGAGCUUUACCUAUCUCGAGUUAUGUUUCUGGACAGUUGAGAUUUUGCAUGGGUGGCAAUGUUGACGAUGACGAUGGAGGCCCCGCAUGGCACCAAGAGGCGUGGCGACAACUCUAUUGAGGAUGAGCAACGCUUUGUCAAAAGAUUCAAUCUACUGGAUAUUGAUCCCAAUAGCAAGCUAUACAUUCCGGCCAGUGCCGAUGGCGUCCGACAGAACGAUGUCUCCCCAAACAACCUCUCCCCAAAGAAACCAACCCGGUCUCGACCCGACGAUGAUCGGAUGCAGGUAGAGGACACAAAGCAUAAAGUCUACAUCUACGAUCUUGACGCCGAACUUGCCGAGCCCGAGCCCGAGCCCGACGAGGACCGCCGCAUCUUCAUCCCCGACAUCGAGAAACACCUCUCCAAACUCCCCCGGCAUCUGCUGAAAGGUGCGGAGCUCCAAAGCAAUGCGAAUAAUCAAUUGAUACCUUAUACCAUCCCUCGAUCGCUGUCGGUGCCGCAGGAGACGGAUAGCGUGAGGAAGGCGAUCCUCGAGGCACGACGGCGGAUCCACGAGGAACAAGCGAAGAAGGAGGAGGCAGCCAGCAACGACAUGGCGCCACAGGACUUAGGGACCUCUUCGCAAGCAGAGCAAGCAGAGCAAGCAGGAGACGACCCCGAUGCGAUGGAUUUGGAUUGAGGUGGUCAACAGUUCUUGCAGAAUAAAGCAACC
Messenger RNA from Eremomyces bilateralis CBS 781.70, 753 nucleotides. RefSeq lists its product as uncharacterized. Lineage: Eukaryota; Fungi; Ascomycota; Dothideomycetes; Eremomycetales; Eremomycetaceae. The transcript is spliced from 2 exons. The record is from RefSeq and is a predicted model, not a curated record. The coding region runs from base 106 to 720 and encodes 204 amino acids.